This is a messenger RNA of Brenthis ino (lesser marbled fritillary), 1125 nucleotides long. NCBI's taxonomy places the organism in Eukaryota, Metazoa, Arthropoda, Insecta, Lepidoptera, Nymphalidae. The record is from the annotation of a GenBank genome assembly.
AUGUUAGGAGUUUUUUUGUAUAUUUUCGAAGUUAAGAAGGAGUUUCUAGUGUGUAUAUCGUUAUCAAUACUGUACAUAACCUAUUAUCUUGUGGAAGUAGUCAAGAAACCUAUAUUGAUAUGUCGCAAAGGAGAGUUUCGACAGUUCUUAGAAGAGAAUGUCCCUCUGUUAAGUGAACCAUACUGGCCUACACCAUGGUGCGUGGAGUCUCGAUUACAGACUGUAAUAGGCUCAGUACUACGGUCAUAUUUACUUCCUCGUAUAGAGUAUAGACGUGAGGUCUUGCGGCUGUCGGACGGCGGGCAGGUGGCGCUGGACUGGGCGGAGGUGCCGGGCGGCGAGGCGCGGCCCGUGAUGCUGGUGCUGCCGGGGCUCACGGGCGGCGCGCAGGCCGACUACGUGCGCUGCCUGGCCGCCGCCGCGCGCCGCCUCGGCGUGCACUGCGUCGUGGUGGCGGCGGUGCGCGGCGCGGCGCGCGGCCCGCUGCUGGCCGUGGGCGUGUCGCUGGGCGGGCUCAUCCUGGGCCACUACCUGGCGGAGCACGCGGAGGCGGCGGCGCGCGCGCUGGCGGCCGCGCUGGUGGUGUCGUCGCCGCUGGACGUGACGCGCGGCGCCGAGUGCAUGGAGCGGCCGCUCAACGCGCUGCUGUCGUGGCACAUGGCGCGCAACCUGCGCAACACGGUGCGCGCGCACGCGCCGCUGCUUGCGGGCGGCGCCGCGCUGGAGCGCUGCCGCUCCGUGCGCGCCUUCGACCGCGCCUUCACGGCCGAGCACUUCGGCUUCGCGUCCGCGGAGGCGUACUACCGCGAGGCGUCGCUGGCCGGCAAGCUGGCGCGCGUGCGCGUGCCGCUGCUGUGCCUGUGCGCGGGCGACGACCCGUUCCAGCCGCACGGAGUGCUGCCGCUGGCGGAGGCGGCGCGCAGCGCGGGCGUGGCGCUGGCGGUGACAGCGCGCGGCGGCCACAUCGGCUUCCUGGAGGGCUGGUGGCCGGCGCCGCCGGCGCGCGCGGCGCACGACCAGUACAUCGCGCGGCUGGCCGCGCAGUACUUCGGCGCGCUGCUGCGCCGCGACCCGCGCGCACCGCCGCUGUGCGCGCCCGCCGACGGCCAUUCCGAGUAUUAUCAC